This is a messenger RNA of Panonychus citri (citrus red mite), 1284 nucleotides long. It is a transcript of the gene Nemp, whose product is annotated as nuclear envelope integral membrane protein 1-like. The transcript is spliced from 6 exons. The record is from RefSeq and is a predicted model, not a curated record. The coding region runs from base 83 to 1156 and encodes 357 amino acids. Lineage: Eukaryota; Metazoa; Arthropoda; Arachnida; Trombidiformes; Tetranychidae. Gene Ontology annotation, cellular component: nuclear envelope.
UUCAUUUGAAAACAAAAAGAUGUUGAGUUUACUGGUUAACCUUUUUGUCUGUUAAUUGUUACAAUUACUUAACUAUUGAUUAAUGGAUACAAGUACAUUGAUCUUCAUUAUCCUGCCGAUUGUGGCCUGUACGGUGACCAUAAUCAACUAUAAUCAUGAGGCUCCAAUCGAUCCGACAAUGACUGGAUUAACACUUGUUGGAAUACUUUUAUUUUAUAAAGCUCCAUUAUACUCAAAAAGUACAAGUUUCUAUUAUAUUUGCUCAGUUACUCUGGGAUGUCUAGGAACCAAUCUCAUACUAUUUUUUAUAAUUAGUCGUUUUUUGCCAAAGAAACUUGCCGCUGCUUCAUUAUUCCUAAGCUGGGGAACCUUAGGAUUUGUUUAUCGGCUGUUCAAAAACAGAAUAUUCCAAUUAUUUUAUAAUUAUGGAACAUACAUCGCCGUGUACACCAUGUUUUCCGCUGUGAUAGCUCUUGCCUAUGCUUAUCGUUAUGGUCCUCCCACUCACCCGAAGACUUUAAAUUUAGUACAAUGGACAAUCCAAUUCAUAUCUUUGUCCUUAAUCUUGCUGUCUAAUCCAAUUCAACUGGUUGGACUUUCAUUGUGUGCACUAAUUGUUAUCCAUUACAACUUUAGUCAUUUCUGGCCGAGACUAACUUCACGUUUAAAGCCAUUAGAACCAAGGUCAUUAUUAACUGAAGAUGAAUUUUAUCUGCAAGGAUUAUUAACAACUCAGAAGGAGCUCAAGAAAUUACGUGAUUAUUGUCGAUCACCUGAUGUUGAUCCAUGGAAAGUUGUUAACAAAUUGAAAACUCCUGACAGAUUCGCCAAAUUCAUGGUCACUGGUGACGAUGUGGGGGAGGAAGAAAGGUCCAUCUAUGAUACUUCCUGUUUCGAUGAUUCUGAUGAGAUGAUUGAAGAUAUGGAUACCACCGGGGAUUUGGAAGGAGAUGAAGAAAGAGAAAGUGAAAUUGGUCCUGGUGGAGAUACGAUAAUGUUUGAUGCGAGCUAUUCAAAUAGCCAUCGAAAUAGUGAAAUUAAUCCUCAACACUCAAGCGACAAUCGCCUUAUAAUCAAUGAUAAUCAACCGAGAAAUUUGUUUACUAAUCUAAAUCAAAGUGUCAAAAUAAAUGAGAGCCAAAAAAUUUUCAAUUAGACAAAUAAAUUGGAUUAUUCAACAUAUUGUACAAAAUGUUCAAAAGAUUAACCAAAUCAAUCAUCUCUAACUGUUCAUCAUCUAUUAACUAUUAAAUUAAUAAGUGAACUAUUAUUUGAUCACCUUAA